This is a messenger RNA of Epinephelus moara (kelp grouper), 1251 nucleotides long. RefSeq names its product arylacetamide deacetylase-like 4 (gene aadacl4). NCBI's taxonomy places the organism in Eukaryota, Metazoa, Chordata, Actinopteri, Perciformes, Serranidae. Gene Ontology annotation, biological process: triglyceride catabolic process. Gene Ontology annotation, cellular component: cytosol; membrane. The transcript has 4 exons. Bases 1 to 1251 code for a protein of 416 amino acids. The record is from RefSeq and is a predicted model, not a curated record. Gene Ontology annotation, molecular function: triacylglycerol lipase activity; sterol ester esterase activity.
AUGGACAUCGGCACGGCAAUUUUAAUAAUUGGCUUCGCUGCUCUUGUUGCAGCCUUCCUCCUUCUGGUAAUUGGACUUGUGUACUCUGAGCUGAUGAAUUCAGACAUUCCUCGUGGGGUUGCAAAUAGUGGGAAACUGCACAUAGUUCAUGGCUUGUUUGUUGGCAUAGCAAUUGUGGGCCGGAUCCUACAUCGGCUGGGUAUUUGUCAUCAGGUCAGCUUUAUCCGAUGGUUCGUGGCCUGUUUUCUGACUCGCCUAAAUCCAGUUCCAGCGGGCCUGCGAGUGAAGGACCUGAAGUUUUCGGAGGUGCCAGUGCGAGUCUACGAACCCACAACUGUGUGUGACGGCUUGAGAAGAGGCCUUGUGUAUUUCCAUGGAGGGGGAUGGGUGUUGGGGAAUAUAGAUUCUGUUGAUGAAGUCUGUCGGCACAUCGCCAAGGAGUCGGACACCACGGUGGUUUCUGUUGGGUACCGAUUAGCCCCCGAGCACAGGUACCCUGCCCAGCUGGACGAUUGUGAGACAGCGACGUGUCACUUCCUGUCUGUGGCUGAGGCAGAGUUUAGCGUGGACUCUUGCAGAGUGGCAGUCGGAGGGGACAGCACUGGGGCUAACCUGGCAGCAGCGCUGUGCCAAAGGCUGGCGAGGAGAGAGGUCGGACAUCUGCCGUUCCCCUGCGCUCAGGUCCUCAUCUACCCAGCCCUGCAGAUGGCAGAUUUCAACCUGCCCUCAUACCAGCAAAAUCAUGCUGUGCCCAUAUUGUUUCGUGGCCGUAUGGCGUUCUACUUCCUGCAGUACCUCAGUGGGGACAUGUCUCUGUGCCAGGACGUGUUGGAAGGCAUCCAUGUCCCCACUGAGCUCAGGCCACGCUAUGAGGAGUGGCUCUCCCCUUCCAACCUUCCUCCUGAGUUCCUCAAGCGGGGUUUCAGUGAGCCACCUACCCCAGAAUAUGAUGGGGAGGUGUAUCACGACAUCAAGGCAGGUUUGGAACACGAGGUGUCGCCUUUACUGGCAGACGACGCUGACAUUCAGAAAACCCCUCCCACCUUCCUCCUCACCUGUGAGUAUGAUGUCCUGAGGGACGAUGGGAUUCUUUACAGGAAACGACUGCUGGACUUGGACAGAGAUGUCACCUGGCAACAUGUGACAGAAGGUUUUCAUGGCAUGAUUAACUUUUUCAACCAAGGCUGGCUCACGUUUCCCUCUGCAGUGCAGGUUGUGGAUAGUGUUGUUGAAUACAUAAGAACACUGUGA